GUUGAGCAAAGAAAAACAUGGCAACAUAUGGUGAAGAUCCAGUCGACAGAUACUUCUAUUCAUCUUACAACCCUUACGUGGGCAGGUACACCCGGCCCAGAGACUCCGGGUGGAAGUAUAAAGGUUAUUUCUCCCACUACGCCGACGCCUCUGACGCGUUCAACAACCAGCAGCGCGCGCAGCUCAAGUCCAUCUUGUCCCAGAUCAACCCCAAACUCACCCCGAGGCUCCGGAAGGCCAACACCAAGGAUGUGGCGGUGCAGGUCAACCCGAAGAAGGACGCCUCGGUGCAGUGCGCCAUCGGCCCGCGGACCCUGCAGGCCAUGAAGCGGGACUCCCAGCGCAGGAAGAGGCCGGAGCCCGCCACGCCCAGCAGCCCGAAGGCGACAGGUGGCGUUCGCUAUCCCCGAACCCUGGCCGUGUACUCCCCCAUAGCUUACCGGAGCGUCACGUCAUUCCUCGUGGACGACAAUAACAACAUCAAGGCCGCGCCCUCUGAGGCGACGACGACCGCGGAGCCGCGCGGCGACGCGGGAGAGGGCGGCGAGGGGCCGGCGGAGGAGGACGGCCAGGCUGGUGAGGCUGGGAAGGCCGCAAAGUCUCCCGAGCCGAGCCAGAAGUUUAAACUGCAGCCGCAGGUGAAGGGUGAGCUCGCGCCGCCUGUCACAGAAGAGUCACAGGGCAAGGCGCGCGUGCGCUUCCAGUUCCUGGAACAGAAGUACGGAUAUUAUCACUGCAGAGAAUGCAAUCUGCGAUGGGAAAGUGCUUAUGUAUGGUGCGUUCAGGGCACCAACAAGGUUUACUUCAAACAGUUCUGUAGGAAAUGCCAGAAGGGCUUCAACCCAUACCGAGUGGAAGACAUAACGUGCCAUACUUGCAACAAAGCCCGCUGCUCCUGUGCCCUGACCCAGCGGCACGUUGACCCCAAACGACCCCACAGACAGGACUUGUGUGGCAGAUGCAAAGGCAAGCGGCUCUCCUGCGACAGCACGUUCAGCUUCAAAUACAUCAUCUGAGUCUGUCCGACUGAAACCCUCGACGCAAAGCACAAAUUUUUGAUGUUUCAAAACUUUAUUUUUUUUUUUUUCCCAGGUAUGUUUUGUUGACUCUGUAAGCACAUCAUGCCUUGGAUCGUAAUAAAUGGCUACCUUGCA
This is a messenger RNA of Poeciliopsis prolifica (blackstripe livebearer), 1154 nucleotides long. It is a transcript of the gene zar1, whose product is annotated as zygote arrest 1. The coding region runs from base 18 to 1016 and encodes 332 amino acids. The record is from RefSeq and is a predicted model, not a curated record. The transcript is spliced from 4 exons. Gene Ontology annotation, cellular component: cytoplasm. NCBI's taxonomy places the organism in Eukaryota, Metazoa, Chordata, Actinopteri, Cyprinodontiformes, Poeciliidae. Gene Ontology annotation, biological process: translation. Gene Ontology annotation, molecular function: mRNA base-pairing post-transcriptional repressor activity.